Centrocercus urophasianus (Greater sage-grouse) is the source of this 4861-nucleotide messenger RNA. RefSeq names its product linker for activation of T cells family member 2 (gene LAT2). The transcript has 14 exons. Bases 314 to 910 code for a protein of 198 amino acids. The record is from RefSeq and is a predicted model, not a curated record. NCBI's taxonomy places the organism in Eukaryota, Metazoa, Chordata, Aves, Galliformes, Phasianidae. Gene Ontology annotation, cellular component: plasma membrane. Gene Ontology annotation, biological process: B cell activation; calcium-mediated signaling; B cell receptor signaling pathway.
CGGUAAGGUGGGCCGGGCUGAGCGCCGCGUGGGGUCCUGCAGAGGCCUGGGGACGGGCUGGUUUUCCCCCUCCCCGUGGCGGUGAGCUCACAGAUCCCAGACUGGAUCUGGGUGGCUGCUUUGAUGAGCGUUCGGGGUCAUCCCUGCAAACUCCUCCCGAAGAGCUCCAUGCUGGAUGCUGCUCUGCUGCUGCUGCUCACAUCCAUCGUCUGCUGAGCUUCAAGCAGUGGAUAAGUGCCUCCUGCUUGUCGUAAAGGACUCCAUUGCCUCCCAUCAGUUCCUUUCUGACAUAGAUGCUGGAUGAGGCCAGGCCAUGGCACAGCCAGAGCUGCUGUGGGCAGCCGCUGCGCUGAUGCUGCUUGGGGUGGCUGUGAGUGCCUGCGUCAGGUGCCAGCUCUAUGCUACAAAGAGAGGAAAGGACAGCAACCAGAGGAGUCAGCUGGAACGCCCGCAGCGAUUUGAGGUGAUUCGGUCCUACUCUGCUGUGACCCAAAGGCGAGAACGGAUCAAGGAACCCAAAAACUUGGCGAGGAAAGCCCCCGAGGAGCUCAGCACCUCCUGUCACGUUGGCUUUGAGAGCAGUGCUGAGCCCCGCUACCAGAACUUCCUGACAGAGGACUGCCUACAUGGGGAUGCUGCCUACGUGGAGCCUAUCCCACUGGAUUACUACAGCCACAACAGGUUCUUCUCCCCACCCAAGGAUGAGGACUCACAUUCCUACCAGAAUGUCGUUAUUAGUGAUCCUUGCAGCUCUGAGCUGGAUGAUGCAGAAGACUACGAGAACAGCGCAGCAAUAGAAGUCUGGAAGGUGCAUCAAGCAGAAGCCACGCUGUAUGCAGAGAGCAAGGAUGAGGAGCCAGACUACGUUAACACAGACCCAACGAUAGAUGCCGUCCUGCUGUCAAAGUGAAGGAGCCACGAGACACUGUUUCCCCCUCUGAUUUCAAGUGUUCUGCAUGAAGUCUGAAGAAGCCCUUUGCCGAGCUGCACAAGCCCACCCAGCCAGCACGUACAUCGGGCAAGAGGCGUUUUCCAUCCCUCAGUCACAUCUUUUCCCCAAAUUGUGCCUGAGAUCACACAGGACAGGUGUCGUUGAAAGGAAGAGAUGCUAUGCUUGAAGCCCUGACAUCCAACAGCAAGGAUGCGACCGGAGGAAUUUCUGCCCAGCAGCAAAGCCUGCCCAGCAGCAGUUCCCAUGGACAUGCUGUGAACUCCUGGUCCCAUCUCCCUUCCAGGCCUGCCUGCUGGAGGGAGCACGGCUGCUCUGUUCAAUGCUGUCUCCUGCCAAGCGUGAAAUGAUUCUUUAAAUUGCCGAGCUGCAGUGCAGCCAACUACUUAAUUUGUCAGGCUGACUCAUGCACGGCGGUAUUCAAAGGCAGGGAUUAGGUUUUGAUUUAGUUCCUACGCUCUCCUCCAGAAGCUGUUUCCUACAGGAGAGGAACUGGCAAGGCAGAGGUUGCUUUUACAGCAGCAGUGCUUCUCUGGAGCUCAAUGAGAUACCAGACUGUUACAAAAGCUAAGGACUAAAGAGGAUUAAGCCCUCAUCUGCAGCUUGUAAUUCGCAGUGUCUGUGGCAGUUCUCCUUGUCUUUCCUUAUCUGCUUUAUAACGAUACAAAGAUGCUGCAACGACUGAUGAGGUUUGAUCCACCGCUGUCAGCCUCACAAACUGCAGCACUGUUUGAGAUUUGGAACAUCAGUCCUGAAGUGUAACCUCUUGGGCCCUCGUGCACUGGUCUGGCACCAUCUUAGCACUUAUUUAUUAAAAUUGAAAAGCCCUCAAAGAAAAUCCAGGUUUUUCUAUAGUGGUUUGCUGCAAUGUGGGUGCUGUAUCUCUGAUGAAGUGACACAAGCUGACUUGAUAGCAUGUGUAGAAGUGACCCAGGGUGAUGUGUGGGAUCCUGCUGGGAGAAAACAUCACUCCAUGCAGCUUUAUUCCUCAGAACCGUCUCAGAACUGCGCUUCAAGAAGGGACACAGCCCACAGCACACAUCUCUGGGGCUGGUCAGAAUGUGCAGAGAAGUGGAGGUAAGGGUGAGAGCCCUGGAGUGGGAGAAGAGGAUGUCAGGUGCUUCCUGCUGUUCGUGCUCAGCUCUAUUUUCAGCAGAAUUGCUGUGAGUGUGGGGCCACUCUUUGUGUAGCUGCAGCAGCAGGUGGUUUGGUGCUUGGCUUGGGAAAUGUACUUGUAGCUGCUACAAAUGCAUGCAUUCCUGCUCCCGCGGGACUCUAGGGACAGAGGAUGCAGUGCACGUUGUGCCUGUGCAGCUACAGCAGCCUGCCUUUCUGCCUGCCCCAACCCUUCCCUUCAGCUUUUGCUCACGCUCUGGUUUCUGAUGUUUAAAUGCUGAAACUUUGCACAAGUAGGGGACACAGCCUCACGGAGCAGACAUGCUGGCUCUGCACAGGCUCAUGGACAGCCAAGGAAAUGAGGAGAUGCCUUUGCUACUGAAACAGAGCACCUGGCCCAUGAAAUUGCCAUUGCUGGUGUCUUCUCUGAAGAAGCUCUCACGUUUCACCAAUUGCUGCAGACCACAGAUUUUUCAGGAUCUGCUAGAGGAAAAGGGUGAGCUGCGUUCUCAGUGAUGUGCCAGGAUGCUGCACCCACUUGUGGUUCAUCUCAUUCCCAGAGGGAGACAUGAAAUGCUUGGGAUGUGAUUAGCAGCAGUUAAAAGAUUCUUGGCAUGCAGUGGUAGAUUCAAAGACCUCCUGGGAUGUUCUAUCCAAUAGGUGAGUGUGCUGCCAAAAGAUUAAAAUGCAAGAUUUACUGCUCCCCUUGCUAAGCAGGGAGGGGGAUUAGAGGAAUUACAUUUUCCUGCAAUGAGGUUCCUUCAUUGCCAGAAUCUGAAAGCUGCCGAGUGUCAGCAGGCAGAGCAAUAGAUUUGGUGUACAUUCCCUCACCUUUGUGGGAGUCCGAGCAAAUUGCCCUCCUUCCAAUCUCCAGAGCAGCCAACUGCAGAGAGCAGCAAAUCCUUCCUUAGGGUUGUAAAGCUCCUGAAGUGCUUUUCAGCCAGUGAUCUCAUUGUGCUGGAAGAUAUCCAGGCACUGCUGAGGGAAACUUCGUCGAUGUUUUUAGUCUUGUUCUGAAACGUGAGCUUUCUCUUUGCAGCAGGUGAGUACACACACGUGUUCACUGAUUAACUGUCCUUUCAGAACUCAUUUUCAGGUAUGUAAGGAUUUCUGGUGCUAAACCCAAACUGUCAGAUCGUUGUGUUGCCUGACAGUAAUUCAAAGGGCGCUGACAUCUCCCUUGGGUACACGUAGCUCUUUUUCCUCACAUCAGGGAGACAGCCAAGUGAGCAAUUUUCUUCCUGGUUUCAAUGUUAGAAGACACAUUAGAAAUGUAGUUUUGGCCCAGCCACUAUGGCUAAUGGAGCUGGGAAGCUUUACCUAGCUACCAGAAAGCAGCAGCCCUGCACUCACAGGGAGCAAUCAGAUUUGGCACAGGAGGCUGAUGGCCUCUGACACUGUUCCUCUUCUAAGUGAAGGCGAGUAUAACUAAAUCCCCCCAGUGCUGUGGAGCAUUAAUUUGUAAGUGAACUGGCUCUAAAGUGGAGCUGAAAGGCACCGAGCGAAUGUGCUGAAAAGAAAGCUGCUCACCAGACAGAAACAGCACCUGUGAUCCUCUGAGUUUGUCACUCCUGCGCUGGCACCACCAGAGCAAACUGCUUAGACAAGGGAAUAUUAGCCUACUGUCUAAAUAACGUGCUUUAUUUAAGCUCUUGUGGACAAAAGCUGUGAUGCAGUGUCUGUAAUACAACACUGUAAGUCACAUAUUUUAACAGUAUUUGUGCUAGCAGUGACAAAUCACUGUCAGCAAAUCAAACUUACCACAGUUUGAUUAAUACCUAGUGAAAGGAGAAUGUACUUGUGGGUGUUGUAUCCAUAAGAACUGUUUCCCUUAUUCCAUUCAGGAGCCAACUCAGAAGUGUCUGUGCUUUAACUGACAAUCAUCUUGAUUUCCUUUGUCUUAGAGCUCUGUCAGAGGAGCUGCAGAAAGUCCUGAGGGUGCAAUUUAGAAUGCUACGUCUUUGCUGCUAAAACUCAUCGCCCCUGGGGCUGAAUCAGAGAAAUGAAGGGUGUAACCAGCUGUGGCUUCUGCACAAGGGCCAGCCCCUGGGCUGAUACUGCAAGUAAAGAUCAGCUUGGCACUGAAACAACAUGGUGUGGGCAACGGGAUGCUGGGGGUGGUAAUCUUCAACAGGAGGGGUGGAGUGAAGGGCAGGUACCAGAGAGUUGUACCUCUACCGUGCUUUGUUCCACUGCUAUAACCAGAAUGUAUUUAGGUACUUCAAGACAGCUCUGCUUAGAGAUGCAUAUCUGACAUCAGAUAUAGAGGUGGUCACAUUAAAUUUAUAUUUGUUUUCACUCUGCAUUUCACACUUUAUUGCUCCUCUGAGCUCGCAAGGUGGUUUCCAAAACCAGGCAGAGAGGAAACCAUGAUGCUGUAGCUUUUUUUAUUGAAACUACAGUAAAAUGACAUUACUUAAUCUGCACAAUGGAGAAAAGAGAAUGGAAUGCAAAUGCAGAGCACCUCUGAACUUACAUGUUUUUUAAAUAUUAUAGAUGUAGUAUCUGUAAUAAUUAGCUGUCAAUCCUAAAUAAUUAGCCUAAACAAGUCCUAAACAAUCAGCAUUAAGAAAUGUGUACUGUUCUGUACUUGUUUGGUGAAAUAUCUUCCUUACCAUCACACAAAAAUAACAUCCAGAAUGGUGCCUGCACAACAUGCCUUAAUUGUAACCUCAUUAAGGUCUCUUUCUGUGCAAAAACUUUUCCUUCUUGGCUUCAGUGAGGCCACCUCUCAUGAUUAGUCAGGAGGUGUAAUCAUUAACAAAGGGAUUAAAAUUUUGUCUCUCCUGCUGUUAA